GCGGGGCUCCUUGGGGGCAGAUGGUGCAGCUCUGAUCACAGACCGGGGAGCCUGUCACCUCUGCCUGGUACUUGCUGAGGGCAGGAAGCCAUGAACUAUGAGAACUGAUUGAGAUGACUGGGAUGGACUUUUCCUUUAGAAUUUCAUCAGGAGUUGCUGGUUACAGCUAAAAGGUUGCUGCACCACAAGGGCACUGGGAUUGGAAAAGCUAUGGUGAAAGGCCACUGAGCAUUACCAAGGAUGGGAGUGGUGAGCAGCAAAAAGCAGGUCAAGGAGAAGAGUAAGGGCCGAUGGAGCCCUGUGAAGGUCAGCACCUCAAACAGAGAGCCCCCACCGCUGCCACCCCUGAUCAUGUUUAACCACCUGGCUCCUGCACCUCCCGACACAUGCCCUGAUCAAGAGGAGCAUUUCGUGGUGGCGCUAUAUGACUACUCGGCAGUGAAUGACCGUGACCUGCAGAUGCUGAAGGGAGAGAAGCUGCAGAUCCUAAAAGAAGCUGGAGACUGGUGGUUGGCCAAGUCUCUCGUCACAGGAAGAGAAGGCUACGUGCCCAGCAACUUUGUGGCCCGAGUAGAGACCCUGGAAGUGGAAAAGGGGCUGCACAUAGGGACCUGUGACAGCCACUUUUUAACUGGAGAGGAGGUGAUGACAGCAACAUCUGGGGGAGGAGGGGGGCUGGACUGUGCCUUUUCCCUGUCUGUGAAGGACGUGACCGCCCAGGGGGAGAUGAUCAAACACUAUAAGAUCCGUUCCUUAGAUGAAGGGGGCUAUUACAUCUCCCCCCGGGUCACCUUCCCCGCUCUCCAGGAUUUGGUGCAGUACUAUUCCAAGAAGGGGGAUGGUUUAUGCCAGAGGCUGACCCAACCCUGUGUGAACCUGGAUCCUCAGAACCCCUGGGCCCAGGAUGAAUGGGAAAUCCCCCGGCAGUCUCUCAGGCUGGUCAGGAAACUCGGGUCUGGGCAGUUUGGUGAAGUCUGGAUGGGUUAUUACAAAAACAACACGAAGGUGGCCAUCAAGACCUUGAAAGAGGGAACCAUGUCCCCAGAGGCCUUCCUGGGCGAGGCUAACCUGAUGAAAACUCUCCAGCAUGAGAGGCUGGUCCGUCUCUACGCCGUAGUCACGAAGGAGCCCAUCUACAUCGUGACCGAGUACAUGGCCAGAGGAUGCUUGCUGGAUUUCUUGAAGACAGAUGAAGGUAGCAGAUUGUCCCUCUCAAGACUGAUCGACAUGUCAGCCCAGAUUGCUGAAGGAAUGGCGUAUAUCGAGAAAAUGAAUUCAAUUCACCGCGACCUCAGGGCGGCCAACGUCCUGGUGUCCGAGACCUUGUGCUGCAAAAUCGGUGACUUUGGCUUGGCCCGGAUCAUCGACAGUGAAUAUACCGCUCAAGAGGGGGCCAAGUUCCCCAUCAAGUGGACCGCCCCAGAGGCCAUCCAUUUUGGGGUGUUCACUAUCAAAGCAGACGUUUGGUCCUUUGGCAUCCUCCUGAUGGAAAUCAUCACUUAUGGGCGGGUCCCCUACCCAGGAAUGAACAACCCCGAGGUCAUCCGCUGCCUGGAGCGCGGCUACCGCAUGCCGCGCCCAGACUCGUGCCCGCCGGAGCUGUACCACGGCGUCAUCGCCGAGUGCUGGCGGAGCCGGCCAGAGGAGAGGCCCACAUUCGAGUUCCUGCAGUCAGUGCUCGAGGACUUCCAGACGGCCACCGAGCGCCAGUAUGAGCUGCAGCCCUAGCCGGUCCGGGGGAUGUGUCGGCGCUGCGGGGCGCCCAGGUGGAUGGAGUCAGAGCAUCCCAGCUCCGGAAUGACGCACACCUGUGGCCCGACCCACAGAACUGGAGGCGUGUUCACCUUGUGACUCUUGUUCCAGCUCCAGAUAGGCUGGAAAGGCAGGGAGGGAUUGGUACCCCUAUUUCUCGGAUGAAACUAGAGGCGGCCUGGCAGUGGGUCACAGCUUGGACUCUGAGCCGGAUACAACCGCAGUCACACCCUACUCUGGCUGUGUGUCCUUGGGCAAGUUACUUAGCCUCUCUGUGCCUCCGCUUCUUCCUUUGUACAACUGGAAGUACCAUUAUAGUACCUACCUCGUAUGUCCCUCAUAAGGAUUACAGUAGUUAACCCUGGUAAGAUGUUCAUGUGUUUGUCAUCAUAUAAGGCUCCCUUGUGCUGGCGCAGGUGACGGGGAGUGCCAUGCUCCCACUUGCGCGACCGCCCCCCCCACCCCGUGCGACUCCCUUUCCGCCACCAAGAAGCAGAACUGGGUCCUUCAAGACGUGGGUUCUGAGAAGGGACCACCUGCACAGGCUCUGAGCUGGGAGCCCUGCCCCAGACUGAGCUCCAGCGCUUUGGGACUUUGCCAUAAUAAAGU
Pteropus alecto (black flying fox) is the source of this 2361-nucleotide messenger RNA. RefSeq names its product BLK proto-oncogene, Src family tyrosine kinase (gene BLK). Lineage: Eukaryota; Metazoa; Chordata; Mammalia; Chiroptera; Pteropodidae. Gene Ontology annotation, cellular component: extrinsic component of cytoplasmic side of plasma membrane. The record is from RefSeq and is a predicted model, not a curated record. The transcript has 13 exons. Gene Ontology annotation, molecular function: non-membrane spanning protein tyrosine kinase activity; signaling receptor binding; ATP binding. Bases 241 to 1728 code for a protein of 495 amino acids. Gene Ontology annotation, biological process: cell surface receptor protein tyrosine kinase signaling pathway; innate immune response; cell differentiation.